AUGGCUCGGGGACGCGAGGCCGACCAUGGGGAGGAGCCAGCCGCAAAGCGGACCAAGGUUGAUGGAGAGAAUGGAACAGCUGCAGGUGUUAAGCUCUCACAAUUGCCAUUGCCUGCCCCUGUUACUCAGACUACUGCUUCCACUCCCACAGCUGUCAAGUCGGGUAUCACAAAAAUGCAGCACAAAUUCCUGACCAAGUGUGUGUCAAGCUUGAAACGAAUGCAUGAUUCGCGCUUCUAUCGUGAGCCUGUAGAUCCGAUCAAGUUGAACAUUCCGAACUACCUCCAAAUCAUUACUCAACCGAUGGACAUGAGUACGAUUGAGAGAAAGCUCAAGGCCAAUGACUAUUCUUCCUCCCAGGCGUUUAUUGAUGACUUCAAUCUGAUGGUUCAGAAUUCCUUGACUUUCAAUGGACCUGACCAUCUCGUCGCUCAAGAGGGCCAGAAGCUCAAGGUAAUUUUUGACAAGCAGAUGAUCAAUCUUCCCAAGCCGGACGAGGUAGAGGAGAAGAAGUCGAAGAAGUCGUCGACAGAGAAAACUUCCGCCGCACGCCGGGAGCCUCGAACUUCGCUUGGUAGUACUAGUCAACCCCCGAAGGCCGCAUCUCCCCCAAGUGCUAGCACUACCGGCACUACGUUCGCCCUUGGCCCCGAGGGUCUGCCAACCAUUCGUCGCGACUCAUUCAACCCCGAUGGACGUCCAAAGCGUUCCAUUCACCCUCCUAAACGCGACCUGCCUUACUCUACCAAGCCUAAGAAGAAGAAGUACCAAUGGGAAUUGCGAUUCUGUCAGGACGUUCUUGAUGAGCUUCACAAGCCGAAGCACCAUGCGAUCGCAAUCGCCUUCUACUACCCCGUGGAUCCUGUCGCUCUCAAUAUUCCUACAUACCACAGUGUGAUCAAGAAGCCUAUGGAUAUGUCUACUGCCCAAAACAAGCUCAAAACUGGUCAAUAUGAGAAUGCCAAGGAAUUCGAAAGUGAUAUCCGCCUCAUGCUCAAGAAUUGCUUCCGAUUCAAUAUGAAGGGAGAUCCAACUUAUCUUGCUGGUGAGAGUCUUCAGGCGGUGUUUGAUCAGAAGUGGAAGGAGUUGCCCCAGUAUCUCGAGAAGCACGAGCCACACCCGGAGCAGCACACUGAUUCUUCCGAAGACGAGAGCGACGAGGAUGCGGAAGAGAGCGAGAAUGAGGAUAACGAGAAACUCAGUCUGCUGCAGAAGCAGAUUGCCGAGAUGUCUCGCCAGGUCGAAAUGAUCACUCAGAAGAAGAAGAAGACUCCACCUUCCUCUAAGAAGGUCGGCAAGUCAUCAAAGUCUGGCAAGAAGGAUGGUAAGAAGAGCAGUAGUGGUAGUAAGAAGGAUAAGAAGAGCAGCCUCAGCAAGGGUCCUAAGGAGAGAACCCGUCUCGUGACCUAUGCGGAGAAGCAGGUCAUCUCCCACGGCAUCAGUAAUCUUCCUGACAAGAAGAUGCAUGAGGCGCUCGGCAUUAUCCAGAGCAAUGUUCCUGCUCUCAAGGGUACCCAAGAAGCCGAGAUUGAGCUGGACAUUGAUGAGUUGCCCAACGACGUUUUGGUUUUGCUGCUCAAUUUCGUGCGGAAGAAUACCAAUCAAUAUGCGGAAGAUGAAGAAACCUCUCCUGCAAACACUUACGCAGCUCCCAAGCCGAAGAAGAACAAGCCCAUGAGUAGUGCGGAACAAGAGGCUCAGAUCAACACGCUCCAGAGCAACCUAUCGCGUUUCGAGAGUGGUGGUGCUUCCCUCCCAUCCGUCGAGAACAAUGAGUCCAGCGAGGAUGAAUCCGACGAAGACUCCGAGGAGAGCGAAGAGGAGUAG
Penicillium malachiteum is the source of this 1827-nucleotide messenger RNA. RefSeq names its product bromodomain-containing protein. Gene Ontology annotation, cellular component: nucleus; chromatin. The record is from RefSeq and is a predicted model, not a curated record. NCBI's taxonomy places the organism in Eukaryota, Fungi, Ascomycota, Eurotiomycetes, Eurotiales, Aspergillaceae. Bases 1 to 1827 code for a protein of 608 amino acids. Gene Ontology annotation, biological process: regulation of DNA-templated transcription; chromatin remodeling. The transcript is spliced from 2 exons.